CUGUUUAUUACCGAAAUAAAGGCUGCAGCAGCAGCGCCUGUGAGGGAGUAGAGAUCUUGAUAGACUUGACGAACUCAGGAAUGAUUGGCUGUGCUCUGCUGGGACCAUCCUGUACCUAUGCAACUUUCCAACUGGUGGAGCUACUUGAAGGACCGGAACAAAUUACAUCGAAGGCUUCCUUGGAUUCACCCAGCGGGCCGUCAUUUGUAUAACCCGGGUCAAGACUACAUUUAUGUUUAUUUGAAUCCGAAAAUUAGGAAUUCAAAAUGCAAAAUGGCUUUUCUUUUUGCUCUCAGUUGUAAUUUGAUGUCAAAAAAGCAAGAGACAAAAUGAAAAAUUGGCAAGAGUUAAACAAAUAUUUAACAUGAAUGUAAUAUAUUGUGAAUGUAACAAAUGGUUACAAAUUGAUUUAAUUUAACAAUAUGGCUUUUAUAGCUUAUAAAAUUAUAAAGCACUUGAUUUACUUGAUUUCAUCCUAUUAUUUUUCUUCUGCACACAAUUUAAUGAAGCAAUGAGAUAAUGAAAUGUCAUGAAAUGACAUUAAUUGUUAUGAAAUGUCUACACGUGACUUAAUCGCUUUUAUCCGGCUUUUAAUUUGCCAUUUUGAAUUGUUAAUUGUCAAGAAUGAAUAAAAGAAUGCCAGUGUUUUAAUUCACCAUAUUAUACUGUAAAAAAAACAUGCCAGUUCACUUUAAGUGUUGCAGAUAAGAUACCCGAUUCUGAUGCUGUCUUCACUGACGCACUCGGCCAGAAGACGAAUUUCAGCAUGGCACAUUGUGGUUACAUGAAAAUUACAGACAUUGAUGCUGGACUUAACACCUUCUUCUCACUUAAACCAAUAUCAAGCCAGAAAAUCAUUUUGCACUGAUGUUGGUCUAGACGUCAAUAUGCCCAUCAUCUCAGCGGGGAGCUUUGGCCUGUCCUGUGACUACAAGGCUAACCUCACUCGCCUCCUUCCUCCAGCUCGAAAGGUCUCCAAUUUCUUUAUCAACUUCUGGAGAUUCUCUGAUGAUAUUAAGCCUUCAUGGAAUAAGACAUACCUCUACAAAAAAAUCAAUAACACAGAGGACUGCUUUUGGUACAUGAAUGCCCUAGAGGUUGCCUCAGGCUCCUUUUCUUCCAGUAUUGAGAAGAGAGUGGUGCUUCGAAAAGAGGAAGACGUCAGCGCGGCAUUGAAAAAUAAUAGAGAAAGUAACUUGUUUAUUUUAUGUGGAACUCCUGAUGACAUCAUGGAUUUGAAGAACGGCUCUCUGGAGGCUUAUGCUCAAGUUGCCUUUAUUCUCAUUGAUCUGUACAAUGAUCAAUAUUACCUUGAAUCAUCCAAUGAUGCUAUGAAGAAUGUCUUGGUCCUGACAAUGCCUAAUAUUCGCAAUUACAACAUAACCUCCAAUAAUACGAUGAAUGAUUAUAUUGCUGCAUAUCAUGAUGCAGUGCUUCUAUUCGGGCAAGUGAUGAGGCAAAUUUGGAAGACUCCUGUCAUGGAUGUAGACAGUGUCAACAUUAGCUAUUUCAGAAAUGUGUCAUUUAAAGGAAUUGCAGGAGAUUAUAUGUUAGAUGAAUAUGGGGAUAGAGAUGUGGUGUUUUCGGUGAUUUACACCAACACCAAGAAUGAGUACAAAGUUCUGUAUACUUUUGACACCAGCACUAAUAAAACAACACUGGUCGACAACAAUCCUUCAUUCAUCUGGCCUGAACAGCAACUUCCUUACGAUCGAAUUCAUGCUAAUAACCCAGGUCUGCCGAUGAAGUAUAUUGUUAUCAUAUCACUGGCUUCCCUUGUGUUGGUUGCGAUAGCCACAGUUGCAUUUGUCUUUUAUUGGCAGAACAGGUCAUACCGCCAUAAACAGAAGCAAUGGUCCCACAUACCCGUAGAGCUCAUUACCCCUGUAAAGUCCAGUGAGAGGAAUUUGGUGUCCCUAAAGAUUGAUGAGGAUGCCUGGAAAGAUACAAGACAGAAGAUUCGCAGAGCACGCUAUGAUAAAAAGGUUGUUAUCCUUAAGGAGCUGAAGCAUUCUGAUUUCUACUUCAGUGAAGGCCAGAGAAUAGCACUCAAUGCACUAUUACAAAUAGAUUAUUACAACCUAAUAAAAUUCUAUGGUACGGUAAAAAUUGAUCACGAGGUUCUUGGAGUAUUUGAAUAUGGUGACCGAGGAUCUCUAAGGUAUGUACUUAAUGAUAGUAUUUCAUACCCAGAGGAGACCUUCAUGGACUGGGAGUUCAAAAUUUCUGUCAUGUAUGACAUUGCAAAGGGCAUGUCCUAUCUUCACUCGAGCCACAUUGAAGUCCAUGGCCAUCUGAAGUCCACCAACUGUGUCAUAGAUAAUCGUAUGGUAGUGAAAAUUACUGGCUUUGGUUUUAAUACUAUCCUCAGUCCAGACAGAGAUCUGUGGACUGCUCCAGAGCAUUUACGCAAAGAGGGCAUUUCUCAGAAGGGAGAUGUUUAUAGUUUUGCCAUAAUUGCACAGGAAAUCAUGCUGAGAAAGUGCACUUUCUAUACCAAGGCCUGUUCUGACAAAGCUGAAAAGUUGGUCCGUGUUCAGUAUCCCAGAAGGCUGUGUUUUUUCAGGCCAGAUCUAAACUUUGAAACUCCAAGUGAAAAAGAAUUGGAGGUGUACUUGCUUAUCAAAUCCUGUUGGGAUGAAGACCCUGAGAAAAGACCAGAUUUCAAAAAGAUUGAAAGCACUUUGGGAAAGAUUGUCAGUCCACACAACCAGGCCAAUGAGAAUUACAUGGGGAAUCUGAUUCGGAGGCUACAGAUGUAUUCCCGUAACCUAGAGCACCUGGUGGAAGAGCGCACAGCUUUGUACAAGGCAGAGAGAGAUAGAGCGGACAAUCUCAACUUUAUGCUUCUUCCAGGCCCAGUGGUACGUGCUCUGAAGGAGACUGGCAUUGUGCAGCCUGAGCUGUUUGAUGAGGCCACUAUCUACUUUAGUGAUAUCGUGGGUUUCACCACACUUUGCCAAUACAGCACCCCCAUGGAGGUGGUAGACAUGCUCAAUGACAUUUACAAAAACUUUGACAGCAUCCUCGACCAUCAUGAUGUUUACAAGGUGGAGACAAUUGGUGAUGCGUACAUGGUGGUGUCAGGUCUCCCACGGCGCAAUGGAGACAGACAUGUGAUGGACAUUUGCCAUAUGGCACUGGACAUCCUUUCUUUCAUGGGCACUUUUGAGUUGCGCCACCUGCCUGGAUUGCCUGUAUGGAUCCGUAUAGGGGUGCAUUCAGGCCCUUGUGCUGCAGGUGUCGUGGGUCUUAAGAUGCCCAGAUACUGUCUGUUUGGAGACACAGUGAACACUGCCUCUCGCAUGGAGUCUACAGGAUUACCUUUGAGAAUCCAUGUAAGUCAGUCAACGAUCAACAUUAUUGAGCGGGCUGACUGCAAAUUUGAAUACACGAAGCGAGGAGAGACAUAUUUGAAGGGUAAAGGCAAAGAGACAACUUACUGGUUAACAGGAGUUACUGGACAAAACUACAACCUGCCUACUCCCCCAACAGCUGAAAACUUCCAGCGUCUGCAGCAAGACCUGGCAGAGAUGAUAAAGUGUUGUCUGGAACAACGGUCCCCAAGUCUUGAGAAGAGGAAGACAUUUUCAACACGUCAGAGGAAGCUCAGAGGUCAAUUAGAGCUGACUGAUAGUGAGCAGCCUGAGUACUUCCACCUCGCUACUGUAGACAACCUUAGUACAUUCCUUUAACCUGUAAAAAUGUUUGUUUCAUGUUUAUUUCAGAAUAUUGUAAAUAAUCUAUAUUUCACUAUCGGUAGCUAUUGAUUUGCCUUAUUUUUGUAUGCCAUUUGAAAUGUACUUUUUGUAAUUUUUUUUUUACUCUUAGGUUGUAGUAUAUGCCUGUAUUCCACUUGUAAGUGUGAACAAUUUUAAAGCAUGUUCUCUAUAAAUUGUUCAAAUUGUUAAACUGUAUAA
This is a messenger RNA of Tachysurus vachellii, 3920 nucleotides long. RefSeq names its product guanylate cyclase 2Cb (gene gucy2cb). Lineage: Eukaryota; Metazoa; Chordata; Actinopteri; Siluriformes; Bagridae. Bases 804 to 3695 code for a protein of 963 amino acids. Gene Ontology annotation, molecular function: peptide receptor activity; ATP binding; guanylate cyclase activity. The transcript is spliced from 28 exons. Gene Ontology annotation, biological process: receptor guanylyl cyclase signaling pathway; cGMP biosynthetic process; intracellular signal transduction. The record is from RefSeq and is a predicted model, not a curated record.